AUGCUAUGUUUUUUUUACGACUCUACCAAACUCUCCCAAGAGGUCGAGCCAGAGCUCUCGUCCCAACCAGCGCAUUCCCUAGAAGACGCGGAAGUUGCUGAUUCCCUGCUCGCAUUGGCCGUAGAUGGCAGGCCCGAGAACGAGACGCCUGAUGAUGCGGCGGUCGGCUGGCAGGACGCAAGGAUCAUCGCCUUCUCUCCGCUUGUUUUUUCCUCGGACAUUCUCCACCAGAAUGAUGGUCGCCGUGGCAGUCUUGCGAAUGACAGCGGGUAUGGCACUACUGACAGUCGGCGGAACUCCUUAUCCUCAUCAGCAGUAGUCAGGUCGAACCGUGGUACUGGUGUCCAGUCCCGGAAAGUCGUGAGGCAGAGAGAGCGUCGCCUAGAGCAGAGUCAGGGAAUCAUCGUCGGGUUGCGUCCUCGCACCGACAAUCGCCGCUACAACGUCCGCAACAGACGGUACAUCGUUCGACGCUUACAUUGGUAUGCUGCGAUGGGCCAGGAAAUAUCGUGGGAGGAGUUCGUGGAAGACUACAAUGCUCGCUUCCCGGUCCCCGGUGUGUAUCGAACGGAAGGCAGCCUCAAGUUGGAGAAGACCAGACUCCAAAACAAAGGUCAAUUCGAGCUGUCGUAUUGGCGGGUGCGAGGACAGGCAUAA
Molecule: messenger RNA, 657 nt
Organism: Fulvia fulva
Lineage: Eukaryota; Fungi; Ascomycota; Dothideomycetes; Mycosphaerellales; Mycosphaerellaceae
Exons: 2
Coding region: 1-657 (218 amino acids)
Source: RefSeq, a predicted model, not a curated record